AUGUCUAUGCUCGCUUUCCCUGCAGAACAACACACAGUACCUGGGAUUCUGUUACGGCUGCUCCUGCAGGCAGCGCUCACAGACCAGCGCCUCUUCUCUCGCCACUGUCCGCAAACAUGUCCGCCACAACUGCGACGGUCUUCGCCAGAUCCUCCCGGACUCCGUAUUAAUCUUGCACAAGUUACCGGUACAAAUUACUCCCCGUCCGCUCUCGCUCAGCCUCUGCAACUCUCACGAGACUUUCAGUGGACAAGAUCGCAGUGGCCAUUAGAGAGUGCGGUACGGGUUACCAUGGUAACAUUGCAGUUUAGUACCGCUUGCCUUAUGGAGUCCUUGCAGAGGAAAAGAAGGAAGCUGGGCUCUUCUUCUCAAGUUUGUGCAGGCUGCUUUGACGCUCCUUUACCGGGGAAGAAGUUUUGUAAAUCAUGCUUUGGCCUUCUACUACAGGAUACGCCUGUUAGUGAAAUCCCUUCAGGCCAAGGGGCUUCAGUGUCCAGGGAGGAGUCCGACUCCUCUGAUUUCUCAGGAGAGGAAAGUCUAGAACCAAUGUCGGAAUUGUUUUCUGAGGAGGAAGAAGAGGAGACAGAAUCUUCAUCCUUUGAUUUGACCUUAAUCCCUCCGUUAAUUAAAGCAAUAAAAUUAAUCUUGGGGGUAGAAGAGGUAGCGGACGCUCAGAAGUCUAAGGUGCUCCCAUCUUCUUCAAAGCCAAAACAAUUUUUUCCUCUUUUUCCGGAAGUGGCAGAAUUAAUCUCGGCAGAAUGGGGUAAAGCAGCUAAAAAGGUUUCUUUUGCUUCUAUGACUACGAGAUUUGCAAAGUUAUAUCCAUUUAAAGAACAGGAUACCAAGAACUGGGAUGCAGCCCCAGCAGUGGAUUCACCUGUGAUUCAUUUGGCAAAGAAGACAAUUUUGCCAAUUGAUGACUCGUCAGUACUAAGAGAUCCCAUGGAUAGAAGAGUGGAGACGGAGCUUCGUAAGGCAUAUCAAGUGGCAGGAGCCUCAUGUAAGCCGGCAGUAGCUCUAGUUUCAGUGGCAAAGGCAGUCUCCUUGUGGAUCGACAGUUUGGAUAAAGCGAUUGCUGAAGGUACGGAUACAGCUGACAUUAGUGCUGGAUUAUCAGAAUUAAAGAUGGCAGUGGCAUUUAUGUCGGAAGCGGCAGUGGAUUUGACGCGGUUGGCUUCCAGGUCAAUGGCAGUAUCAGUGUCGGCAAGAAGAGCAUUAUGGCUCAGAUCUUGGGGUGCAGAUGCGGCUUCUAAACUAAGUCUCUGUAACCUACCUUAUGUUGGGGAAAAUCUUUUUGGUCCUAAAUUACAAGAGGUCAUAGAAAAAGCUCAGGAAGAGCUAGAGGUUAUGCCAGUAACUAUAGAUACUUUGGCAGAGGCAGUUCAAGACAGUCAUCUUGGAGAGGGGGUCACUCCGCAGUUAUCAGGGGGAACAAGCUCAAACUGUCCCCAACUUCUAAGAAAUCCUCCUGACGAUCAUGGAGUAAUGGAUGCUCGAGUAGGGGCAAGGCUUUCAAGGUUUUACGAGGUCUGGAAGCAGUCAAUUUCAGACCAGUGGGUACUGGAUUUAUUGAAAAGAGGUUACCGCAUAGAAUUUUUGUCGGUUCCAACUCUGAAUUUUUUUUUGGUUUCCCCUAUCCCUCGAGGUCAAGAAAAGAAAAAAGCCCUCGAAGAGUAUGUCCAAAUCAUGUUGGACCAGGAGGUAGUGGUGCCAGUGCCUCAGGAAGAAAGGGAAAAAGGCAUUUAUUCCCUACUCUUUCUAGUGAAGAAGGCUUCGGGAGGGUGGAGGCCAGUGCUGGAUUUGAAGAAACUGAAUUCCUGGGUGCAUCUUCAAAAAUUCAAAAUGGAGUCGAUAAACACCAUUAUUGCGGCAGUCCAGGCAGGAGACUGGCUCUUGUCGAUCGAUUUGAAAGAUGCAUACCUUCAUCUUCCGAUAGCAGAUCAGCAUCAGCGUUUUCUACGCUAUGCACUUGGACACAGGCAUUUUCAGUUUCGGGCCCUUCCCUUUGGUCUCUCAACAUCUCCAAGAACGUUUACCAAGGUACUCAUCACCCUGGUCGCAGAGCUAAGGAAACAGGGCCUGACGGUCUGGCAUUACUUGGACGAUAUCCUCCUAUCCGCAGGGUCUCCAGAAGUCCUUUUGUUACACAGAGAGAUUGCAAUUUCUUUUCUUCAAUCUCACGGGUGGUUAAUCAACUGGGAAAAAAGUCAGUUGCAGCCAUCUCAAUCCCUAAUUUACCUGGGGGCUCUAUUCAACACGGCAGACAAUGUGGUUCAGUUGCCACAACGGAAGAUAGAGCGCAUGGUGAAAGAAAUGGAAGAUUUCUGUCUCCAAGGGGAGGUUUCAGCAAGACAAUUUAUGUCUCUCCUAGGUUUGAUGGCAGCCUCCAUUCCAAUGACCAAAUGGGCCAGAUUCCAUAUGAGGGAGGCACAACGUUAUUUCCUGACCCAUUGGAAUCGAUGGGAAAUCAAUUGGAAUCAGUUAAUUCCUCUUUCUCCCGAACUCAAGGUCAGCCUUCAAUGGUGGAUGAACCCUUCAAAUUUGUCCAGGGGUUUCCCCUUGCUCCAAUAA
Messenger RNA from Xenopus laevis (African clawed frog), 2571 nucleotides. RefSeq lists its product as uncharacterized. NCBI's taxonomy places the organism in Eukaryota, Metazoa, Chordata, Amphibia, Anura, Pipidae. The transcript is spliced from 3 exons. The record is from RefSeq and is a predicted model, not a curated record. Bases 1 to 2571 code for a protein of 856 amino acids.